AGGGGGCGGCGCCAUCUUGCCCCCUCGCCAUGGCGCUGGCUCCCGCUGCUCGGGUCUUCGCUGCUCUCGUCCCGGCUUCGGAUCAGGAGAACGCGCGGGGGCCUGAGCUCCGCGGCCGAGCACAAGCCCCGGAGCCGGGUAGGCGGGAGGUCCACGUCAGCUCGUCGGCCGAGUUGUCGGCGCCGCCGGACCGCGCGCGGGUGCGGGUGUUAGUGUGGAGCAGGAAAGAGGCGGCAGCCGAGGCGCGGAGCAGCGUGAGCCGCCGAGUGGAUUACAUCAGCCAGAGCGCCCGCGGCCUCGGCCUCCGGGAGAACAAUGUUACUGUGACAAAAGAUAUCCGCCGAGUUGAGAAUGCCUAUCAGAUGGAAACAGAGAUCUGUGUUAUAUUCAGCGACUUUGGUAAGAUGCAGAAUUUGUGUAACCUACUGGUUGAGAAACUGGACAGUUCUGUCAUCGUGAGCUCACCUCAGUUCUACCACACAGCUGAAGCCGUGGAAAACAUCAGACGGCAAGCAUGUCUUACAGCUGUUGCUAAUGCUCGGUGUAAAGCACAGGAAGUGUGUCGAUUGCUUGGGCAGUCCUUAGGAAGGCCUUUGGUAAUCCGGGAGGAAGAGGUCAAAGAAUCUGAGGGGCUAGCCUCUGAAUCAGCAUCAGUUGUGAGCUCAAGGUCACCAACCAUUCAGCAGCAGAUCAGUAAUGCCUCCGUGACUGUUAAUUCCAAAGUGUUUGUGAGUUUUGAACUUAAAUCCAAAGACAAACUGAAGAGGAACAAUUAAGGAAACCAGUAUCUGAACUUUCCCAGAAUCAAAGAGUUGCUUCUAGAAUGGAAGAAAACAUGAAACAUUCCUAGCCACUUCCGAAUCCCAGUGCGUUUUAAAAUAUGCAGAAAUAUGAAUUUCAAUAGUCAUAUUUAAUGUAGGACAUUAAUAGAGUUGGGAGCACUUUAACAUUUAAUGGUGGUAGUUCUUAUCUAUGCUUAAUGUAAUUGCAAGACUUACAAGUAGGUUGAAGAAGGUCCUUUGGUUCUUUUGAUCUCAUUUUUCUAAAAUAACGGUUCCAUUACAACAUCAAACAGUUCCUUAAAACAUCCAGAGUCCUGGCCUCACUCUCUUUUCCUGUAUGCAUCUUUCAAAUGGAUAAAUAAAGAGAGUAACUGAGA
Callorhinchus milii (elephant shark) is the source of this 1159-nucleotide messenger RNA. It is a transcript of the gene irak1bp1, whose product is annotated as interleukin-1 receptor-associated kinase 1 binding protein 1. Lineage: Eukaryota; Metazoa; Chordata; Chondrichthyes; Chimaeriformes; Callorhinchidae. The coding region runs from base 30 to 776 and encodes 248 amino acids. The record is from RefSeq and is a predicted model, not a curated record. Gene Ontology annotation, biological process: immune response; canonical NF-kappaB signal transduction. The transcript has 4 exons.